This is a messenger RNA of Thalassophryne amazonica, 3750 nucleotides long. RefSeq names its product divergent protein kinase domain 2Ab (gene dipk2ab). The record is from RefSeq and is a predicted model, not a curated record. The transcript is spliced from 4 exons. Bases 649 to 1953 code for a protein of 434 amino acids. Lineage: Eukaryota; Metazoa; Chordata; Actinopteri; Batrachoidiformes; Batrachoididae.
AAAAGGACAGCGGGUGUCGUAAAGGCUGAAGAGGCUGGUGUUGAAAAGAGUCGGAACAGAGCUCAUUGUGGUGUCGGAGCGGAGUGAGCUGCUGCCACACACAGGGAGACAAAAAGGGGGCUUUUCCGAGACCACAAAGGGACUGAGGGUAAGCGAACAGAUAUGGACAUGAAGGCACCACACAGACCUGGCUGUGCACUGUGAAGAGGACCGUGCCAGCCAGUCGGAAAGCCCCGGAAUAUGAAGAGUUAAGAGCGACAUACCAACUGUUUAUUUCUGCAGCUAGCAGGCUAGCUGGCUACGUUCCUCGGAGCUAGAAACGCGAAGCCCCCAUGAGUUCGCUUGAUGGACAUCUUCGUGGAGCUUUGAAAAAGCUGCUGUCCAUUUGGAUAUCGCUGCUUGGAAUUCGGACCGUCCGUCGCCCUUUUUGCCUGUUGGUUCAAGGUUGCACUCGCAUUAAGAAGGGAGAACAUGACUCACUGGCCUCCGGCAGAGACUGGCACAAGGCAGCUGUGCCAAUCUUGUCCCUGCCUACUCCUUUAGAAGCUACUCCAGUACAGCAUGAUCGAAAGGCAUUGAGGUUAACUCCCUGACGAUCAUCUCAAUACCUCUCCUCCUCCCUACCCUUCUAGAUCCCCCACCCCCAACAUGCUGCGCUUCCUGCCUCUCAAACUUGGCCGCCUUUACCGCUGUCUGAAGCUCCUACUGGUGGUGGGAUUGUUUGUUAUUUUGUUGAUCAACACACACAACCUUUUCGCCUCCUUUCAGAAGAAUGAACUCACUGACAGACGCUUCAUCAACCUCAAUAAGUGUCCCGCCUGUUUCGGUACAAGCUGGUGUCGCAAGUUCAUGAACAGCCAGGUUUCUUUUGAGACCUGGGGCCGACUGCGGUUCCUGGAUGUCUUCAAUGUGAAGAACGUUUACUUUGCUCAGUAUGGUGAACCCAGGGAAGGCACCCGUCGCAUAGUGCUCAAACGACUUGGCUCCAACCAGGAGCUUGCCGACAUAGACCAGAAAAUUUGCAAGAGGGCCACAGGCAGGCCGCGCUGUGACCUCAUCCAGGCAAUGUACAAGACCGAAUUUGCCCGGAUCAAUGGCGAUGUUCGUUUGCUUACUCCAGAUGUGGUGGAAGGCUGGUCAGACCUGGUGCACUGCCCUUCUCAGAGGCUACUGGACCGUGUUGUCCGCAGAUAUGCGGAGACUAAAGAUUCAGGCAGCUUCUUGCUCAAGAACCUCAAAGACACAGAAAGAAUGCAGCUGCUCAUGACGUUGGCAUUCAACCCAGAACCUCUUGUAUUACAGAGCUUUCCAUCGGACGAAGGGUGGCCAUUUGCCAAGUACCUGGGAGCAUGUGGGCGCGUGGUAGCUGUCAACUAUGUGGGCGAGGAGCUGUGGAGCUUCUACAAUGCACCCUGGGAGAAGAGGGUGGACUUGGCACGCCAGCUGAUGGACAUCGCAGAGCAGCUCACAAACAAUGACUUUGAGUUUGCCCUCUACCUGCUCGACGUCAGCUUUGACAAUUUUGCAGUUGGCCCACGCGACGGAAAGGUCAUCGUUGUUGAUGCUGAGAAUGUUCUCGUGGCAGACAAGAGGUUGAUAAAGCAGAACAAGCCAGAAAACUAUGACGUGUGGUACGAGAGCCGGUUUGAGGAGUGCGACAGGGAGGCCUGCCUGUCUUUCUCGAAGGAGUCUCUUUGUUCCAGGGUCACCGUAGACCACAAUUACUAUGCUGUGUGCCAGAACUUGCUUUCGCGCUACGCUACAUGGCGGGGCACCACUGGAGGCCUCCUUCACAACCCCCCUGCACACAUAGCCAAAGAUGGACAACUUGAGGCCCUGUUGGACGAGUGCACCAAACCCAAAAAGCGCUAUGGCCGGUUCCAAGCAGCCAAGGAACUGCGCGAAUACCUCACACAGCUAGCUGCUGCUUCCUCUUCAGCCAUGGCCAGGUAAUAAAUGGAGUUGGCAUUAGCCUGACACGCAGAGAGACUGAAAGCUGCAGUCAUAUCUCUAAACUCAGACCCUGGUUCUUGUCCAUGAUGUCAUUCACUCCCCUUUGCACAGAAGCAGGAAAAUGUUUGGUGUCUUUUAUCAACAAGUCAACUUGAAGAAAAGACUUGCCAAAGCUCACCGUGCUGUUACCUGUCUUUAUUCUUGUGCGGAAGAGGAGUGUGGCGGUCAGAGACUCUGCUGCAGAAUGUGGCUAGAAAAGGGGGCAUUACCUCUCCGUUCCCAGCGGGAAGUGGAGGAGAAACAGCGCCGGUAAACUCACCGGACUCGAGCUCGGGCAAACCAGAGCUUCAGAGCAGCAGCGUUGCACAGCCCUGCUAGCAUCUAUCCUCCUCUUCACCUCCCUUUUUCCAUCAGGUUUUUUCCAUUAUUAUUGUUUUUUUUUUUUAUGUGGUACCGUAACACCCAUUUCAUUGUGCCCCCAGGCUCUGUUCUUGUUGUUUGGAUUUCUUUUUUUCUUCCCCCUUUUCAUGACUGAAUUUAAAUAGAUUUGUAUAUUUAAAUUUCACCAUGUCAUGGUUUUUCCUCAGCGUGGCCACAGGGAAGGCAGAGGUAGAAAGCAGGCAGAAAGCUGCAGUCAGUGGGGAGGUAGAGGCAGGCGUCUGGUUUUCCUGCAGGAGAAAAACAACACCCGUGACAUCUAUAUAACUCUAAUUUCCUGAUACGCUAAUCAGUUACUGCAUUUAUGGGUUGCAGGAUUGUGGCAAUGAGCUUUUUUUUUUCUUUUUUCUUUUUUUAAGUGUUUUCCUUUAUUGUUAUUCAGAGAGUGUGCUGCACCUGCACACAGAUAACAGAAGGUGAUAACUGGACAGUGGUUUUCCCUUGAUGGAGAUGUGCCUAUACCAGAGAGAUUGUAUACCAUAGUUGGUGGAUGAAGCCAAGGCAACUAUUGUUUGAGUGACUCUGGUGCCUCUGCUCAAGUCUCUUGUACAGGCACAUACCUGCAUCUUAAAGGACAAGAAAUGUAUAGGUGGAGCGCAGACAGACAGUAUGCACUCUUGAAAAUGACUUUCCUUGUGAUAUUGUGACAUGGCUGCUGGUUUUCAAUAAAAAUUGUAGCAAAAUUUUUGCUAAUGCCCUUGUUGGUUACAGUGAUUUACCCCCCCCCCCCCCCCGCAUUUUUAAAAAUACAAAUGCAGAAUAUGUUUUAGAAGCUGGGUAUGAAGGGAGCUGAGCAGAAUGGGCUGUAUGUUCCGUAACUUAAGCUAGAAGUGGAAAAACUCCCAAAUUCCCAAAGCAGCUAAUUGCUGACUUCCACAGUCUCUGUCAUUUUCCCAGACGACACAUUUAAUUGGCCAUUGCACACUCAUACAUACAUGCCCCCCUCCCAGUACACACACACAGACACACAUACACACAUCAAGUACAGAAAGGUUCACACCGUUAAAUUGAAUCAUAUUUGAAUUAAUGGUAACUGAGUUGCCUGGGAUCUGAUUAGCAAUGGACCUGCACUCGCGUGGUUACUGUAUGAUACAGUCUUCAGUUUUACUGGACUAUGCUGAAUUUUGCCAGAUCUCAGAUGGGUCUUGGCUUUAAAAAUUAAAAAAUGGCACAGAGUAGCCCCGGUGUUAACAGCAGAAGCUCUGAAUGAACCCUGCAUAUUGAUCUCUGAACUGUGACAUGUCUAUGGUCAUUACGGCUCGGCUGGAUCACAAGUCAGCUAUACAAAAACACUACAAUUUACUUAUUUUGCCACAAAACAUGAUCUUUUGAAGUAUGGUUGAGCCAUUUAAAAAAAAA